AUGUUUUCACUUGGACAAAGUGCACCGUAUCGUGAAUCGAUCAAUGAAGCCAAAGUUGCAGCUGCUUCUGUAUGGGAUAUAUUUUCUUCAGAUGAGGAAAACACACGGACUUCUGAUGAAAAAAUAUCGAAUGUGAAUUUUCUUGGCAAUGUGAAGUUCGAUAAUAUAUUUUUUUCUUAUCCAUCAAGAUCAGAUGUACCUGUUCUUCAUGGUUUGAGUUUCGAAGCAACACCUGGUCAAACUUUAGCCUUAGUAGGCACAAGUGGCUGUGGUAUAAAGUAUGAUAUUUCUCCACUUUCGACACUAUUUGCGUAUUACUUAGGAAAAUCUACAUGUAUGCAGCUAUUACAACAAUUUUAUAAACCAACUAGUGGACAAAUAUUGCUUGAUGAUCAACCUAUCGAGUAUUUUGAUUUACAACUACUACGUCAAAAAAUAGGUGUUGUAAAUCAAGAACCAGUACUUUUUUCAACAACAAUUUUGAAAAAUAUUCAGUAUGGUCAGUCAAAUGCAACUUUUGCCGAUAUUCAAGAAGCGGCCAUGGCAGCUAAUGCACACAAUUUCAUCAUGUCUUUACCCGAUAAAUAUGACACGAUAGUCGGUGAACGUGGUGCACAAUUGUCAGGUGGUGAACGACAGCGAAUUGUUAUUGCUCGAGCACUAGUAAGAAAGCCAAUAUUAUUACUAUUGGAUGAAGCAUCUAGUGCACUUGAUAAUCAAAGUGAAAAGACAGUUCAACAAGCACUGGAAAAAGCAUCGAAAGCUAUACUGAAAUUGAAUCGACCAGAAUUACUUCUAAUCAUUAUUGGUGCUUUUACAUCUAUUUUCAAUGGUGGUCUUGAACCAGCAUCUUCUAUUUUACUCAGUGAAAUAAUUGGAGUAUGA
Rotaria sp. Silwood2 is the source of this 885-nucleotide messenger RNA. The record is from the annotation of a GenBank genome assembly. Lineage: Eukaryota; Metazoa; Rotifera; Eurotatoria; Philodinida; Philodinidae.